Messenger RNA from Poecilia latipinna (sailfin molly), 1491 nucleotides. RefSeq names its product keratinocyte associated protein 3 (gene krtcap3). The record is from RefSeq and is a predicted model, not a curated record. Bases 179 to 841 code for a protein of 220 amino acids. Lineage: Eukaryota; Metazoa; Chordata; Actinopteri; Cyprinodontiformes; Poeciliidae. The transcript has 6 exons.
CUGUAAUGUGGAGCACGUGCAGCACUUCGCAGGUAAUGCACAGGUAAAUUACGUCAACCAGGAAGUGGACAGAGGGACGUCCGUGUGAGACGGAGCGGCUAAAGAAGCUUUUGUUUGAGCCUUUUCUGUGAAAAACAAAACAGUAAAGAGCAGAAAGACUCGAGCCUGCGGCAGAGAAAUGUGCAGCUUUGAUAAGGACAAAGGGCCGGGGCGGCUGAUGAAAAAGGGGCUCGUUCUCAUCCUGGUCGGCCAUAUGAACUUCAUCCUGGGAGCCAUCGUCCAUGGCAGCGUCCUGCGCCACAUUUCCAAACCCAGCCAGCACAUUAGUACGCAGUACACUGUAGCCAACAUCAUUUCUGUCACCUCUGGCCUGCUGAGCAUUGCCUCUGGGAUUAUUGCCAUUGUGGUUUCAAGGAACCUUCAUAAACUUAAGCUGAUAAUAGGGCUUAUGGUGGCGUCCUUCCUGAACGCCCUGCUGUCAGCCGCCUGCAGCGCUGGGCUCCUCCUAGCCAUUGGCGUCACCAUCGCCCAUAACGGAAGCGGCCUGAUGAUGGGAUGCAACGACACAGUGGUGCCCGUCAACGCCCGUUCGCCUGUCAGCGCUCAGUGCCCGUUUGAUACAACACGAAUAUAUGACACCACCCUGGCCUUGUGGAUCCCCUGUGCCAUGCUGUCGGCAGCGGAGGCCGGCCUGUCGGUGUGGUGCUUCGUGGUUGGACUGGCUCUCAGAGGGAUCAUGCCGUGUGGGAAGAGCUACAUCAAAGAGCAGUUGGAGGAAGAGACUGAAAACUCUCCACAAACUCGUCGCCUUAUGGGAAAACAUUUCAAGGCUGAAGCAUAAAACGCUUCAUAAGUCUGUAGAAGUCUGUCCAUUUCAAAUUGAGGAACUUGCAUGUUAUGAAGGUUAAUAUGUGCUUGGAUGUGUGUGCGUAAAUGUGACAAUGUUUUAAAAUGGCCGCCCUAAUAUUUAGGUUUAUUAGAACCUAAUAUGAAACCAGUGCUUAUGAAGACAGUUUUUUUUUUAGUUUGAUCUUUAUUUCUUAAAAGUAAUUAUUCAACAGUUUGUUUACCUUUUUUUAACCACUCCAUGAAAUCUAACAUGUCUUAAAAUUUUUAAAAUAAUUUUAGUUUUUUUUUCUACAUUCAGCUUUGAUUUCCAUUUGAUUUCAUGCCAUAAAAUAGUAAACUGCACUUUUUUUCUUUUUUUUAACUAUUGGCAUUAAACAGGAAGGUAAAUGAAACAUGCAGCAUUUGUUAAUUAAAUAAAACUGAUAAUUACCAGUUUAUACUGUAAUUGCAUUGUUUCAAAAAUUGUAUUUCAAGGUAUGUUGGACAUUUUUAACUCCAUUUGUUUCAUUUUCUACAUCGUUUGCCAUUAUCUAUCAAUCAUUAUUUUUUUUUAUAAUAUAAAAACUGAAAAGAAACAUUCAAAUAUGCUGGUAAGUAAAUGUAUUCUGAACAUGCAUUAAAAAAAAAAGUUGAAUCCAAAAA